Molecule: messenger RNA, 1405 nt
Organism: Maniola jurtina (meadow brown)
Lineage: Eukaryota; Metazoa; Arthropoda; Insecta; Lepidoptera; Nymphalidae
Product: zinc finger protein 254-like
Exons: 5
Coding region: 34-1401 (455 amino acids)
Biological process (GO): regulation of transcription by RNA polymerase II
Cellular component (GO): nucleus; chromosome
Molecular function (GO): chromatin insulator sequence binding; zinc ion binding
Source: RefSeq, a predicted model, not a curated record
UAUGUACCUACCUACAUAUUAAGAAUUUAGAAAAUGAGCGAUAAUGUGCAGAACUGUUGCCGCAUCUGCUUAGACAUAGAGUCCAGGCAUGUGUCGAUACUAGAGGACUCUAUAAACCUGCAUAUAAAAUCGUGUCUUCCUAUAAAUAUUUCUGCAAACGAUGAUCUUCCUAAAGGCAUUUGUGAGUCCUGUGUGGCUCAGUUGAAUGAGUUUUAUAAUUUCCAAUUGAACGCCCGCUGUUCGCAAGAUUGGUUGGAAUCAGCUUUACAAGAAAAGUCCAAAAAAUCUGUAGAAACCAAAACGCAGGUCCAACCUCUUCCAGACUCAGAGUACAACUCUGACUCACUGCUAGAGUUUCUCAAUAACACGGAAAAUAUUGAGGAAUAUUUGAAUAACUUGGGUAAAGAAGACAUUCCAUCUAUAGUAAAUAUGCUAGACAGAACUGAAGGUGCAGACUCAACUAAACUUAUUAAUGGCAAAACCAUCAAACUACCAAGCCCUAAAAAGAAAGAAUCACCAAAUAAAUCCCAAACAACAAAAAUGGACAUUGAUAUUUUAGACGCAGAUAUAAAAAUAUUUAAGGAAAUAAUGAAGAGAUCAAUACCAAAAAAUGAAAUUAAAAGUGUAGAAAAACUGUCUUGUUUCGCUUGCAAGACUAAAUUGGAUACAAUACAAAAGUUGUCGCAUCAUUUGAGUAUUUGUGAUAAUGCGUUAAGGACUUGUGUGUACUGUAACAUAUUGUUUGAUUCUAAACAAAAAAUGAGAGAACAUACAUUGACUCACUCUGUGGUAACACCUUUAACUUGCCACUGUGGUAAAAGGUUUGAUAGUAAAGAGAAGCUGUUGAAGCAUUGUAAGAACUGUGAGAUUGAUCAUAUAGCAUCUAUGGGCUUUGUCUAUUCAUGUAAGCAGUGUGGGGAGACUUUUAAUGAAAGGUUCCAACUGUAUAAGCAUGCUAAAGGACACAUCAAGAAGUCAGAGGAAAGAAUUUGUGACAUAUGUGGUCACACAUUCAUUGGAGAGGAAGCUUUAGCUAAACAUAGGAAAGAAGAUCAUGAUAAGAUGGAUAAUUUAUUAUACAGAUGUAAAGUGUGUAGUUUCACGUCACAGGAUCGCAAGAAAAUAUUCUGCCAUGUCCAAAAACACACGCAGGCAAAGGAAUCCAUUAGACAUCUGUGCGAAUCUUGUGGACGCAGUUUCGCCAACCAAUCAACUCUGAGGAACCAUUCGCUCCAACAUGCGCCAAAGUGCUUCAAGUGCCAUAUUUGUCACAAAGGAUUUACGGACGUGAAAAUGAAGGAUGAUCAUGUGUUGGAACACAUUGAAAUGGUCAUGUGUGAAAAGUGUGGCCAAUCUGUUGACAGUUAUAAGUUGCCUGAGCAUAUUUGUCAAGAUUGCUGAUAAA